UUUACCUGUAAGACUUCAAAAGAGCCACAUAGUAGUUGCACUGGCCUCGUGAUAACUCCCCUGAUACAUAUCGAUUGGAGAGACCCCCAACAGAACAACAAAUCGAUAAAUGUCUGCCGACCAGGAGAUCUGUCAUCUCUGCAAGGAGGACCUGCGGGACCCUGUGUCCAUUCCGUGCGGCCACAACUUCUGCACCAUCUGCCUGAAGACCUAUUGGGACCACGCCGACCACACAGGGACCUACGUGUGUCCGCAGUGCCGAGUGACCUACAGCAAGAGGCCCACGCCACGCCGCCUCCACUCCCCUUCCUCCCCCUCCCGUAACUCCAUGUCCAGCUACAGGAGCCGCUCCGGCGGGGAGCCCUCGCCUCCGGCGCCGCCGUCCCCGGACUACAACUACGCGGGGCCCCGCGACGUGGGCUGUGACAUCUGCAUCGGCCGCAAGCUGAAGGCGGUCAAGUCGUGCCUGAUGUGCCUGGCGUCCUACUGCGACAAGCAUCUGAAGCCUCACCACGAGAAUGCUGCCUUCAAGAGGCACAAGCUGGUGGACGAGAUCGGGCACCUGGACCGGCAGAUCUGCCCGCAGCAUCAGAAAGGCCUGGAGCUGUACUGCCGCACCGACCAGAUGUGUAUCUGCGUGCUGUGCACGGUCAAGGAGCACAAGGGCCACGAUAUGGUGUCGGCCGAGCAGGAGAGAGCAGAGAUGCAGCAACGUCUAGGAGCCACCCAAGCUGAGAUCCAGGAGAAGAUCCAUGACCGGGUGAAGCAGAUGGAUGAACUGAAGCAGGCUGUGGACUCCCUGAAGCACUCAGCCCAGCGUGCCCUGCAGGAGAGCGAGAAGCUCUUCGGGGACAUGCUGCGCUCCAUCGAGAGGAUGCAGCAGGAAAUGAGCAAGCUCAUCUCGUCCAAUAAGAAGGCCGCGCUGCAGAAUGCCGAGGGCCACAUGGAACGCCUCACACACGAGAUCUCCGACCUGAAGCGGAGGGACAACGAGCUGACGCAGCUGUCGCGCACCGAGGACCACAUCCACUUCAUCCAGAGUUACCACAUGCUGAUCGCUCAGACGGAUGCUGAGGAGCUGCCCAGUGUCACCGUGAACCCGUACUUCUCCUUCGGCUCUGUCACCAAGGCCGUCUCCGAGAUGAAGCAGCACCUGCACGAGUUCAGUAACGAGGAGCUGGUCAAGGUGGCCAAGACUGUGAAUAAAAUGCCAUUCUGCCAGCUGGAAGAUAGCAAGAAGAAGAAGAGGACAAUGAAAUCUGAUGCUGCCGAAAUGUACAAGAGCCCGAGCCAGCCACCCAGCAGUCGUGACGAGAUGCUGCAAUAUGCCUGUCAACUCACAAUGGACCCAAACACGGCCUACAGACAACUCUACCUGUCGCGGGGGAAUAGGAAGGCCACACUGAAGAGAGACCCUCAAUCGUACAGCGAGAGCGCGGCCCGCUUCGACUGCCUCCCCCAGGUGCUCUGCAAGGAAGCCCUCUCCGGAGGCGCCUACUACUGGGAGGUGGACUGGAGUGGCGAGGGAGCCUCCCUGGGCGUCACCUACAAAGGCAUCAAGCGCACGGGCUACGGAGACUCGGCUCGUAUCGGCUACAACCGCAAGUCCUGGAGCCUCUUCUGUUCCGACUCCAGCUACUCGGCGCGCCACAGCAAAGAUCAGGUGGAGAUCAAUGCACCCUACAGCUCACGCAUCGGCGUCUUCCUAGACCACUCCGGAGGAACUCUCUCCUUUUACAACGUGUCGGAGAACUUUUCUCUCAUCCAUGCGUUCAAGGCCAACUUCAGUGAACCCGUGUACCCAGGCUUUUGGGUCUGGUAUGAGUCGGCAGUUACCAUAAGUCAGCUCUAAAUGUGUUUUUCUUUACUUUGCUACUUAUUAUGCAGAGGUGUCAAAAAUCUGGCUCCGAAUUAAAAACCUUGCCACAGCUUCCUUUCAACCCAGGUGACACUGUGGUCUACCUUUCUUGAGUACUUAUUACAAUCUAAUGAUGAUUCAGAGCUGGUUGGAUCAAAUGUCUGACUUUGUGACAGGGUUUUUUACUUUCUGAACUUGGAAUUGACGCUUCUGUUAUUAAGAGUGUAAAUAUUAUGAUUGAAAGCUAUUACAAAUGUUUUAUUUUUUUGGAAGAACAAAUGUGUGUAUUUACAUCCUGCAUCUGUGAAGUUACAAUAACAGCGAUACCUCUUACUGACACAAUUAGGGUAUCAGAGAAUAUAUUAAUCUGGCUAUAUUUAAUCAAGUGUUGAAAUGUUUAAUUAUGUGAACUGGUUACAUGAAGCUGAAAUAAAGUGAAGGUGUGAAAAUGGUGACAAUG
Engraulis encrasicolus (European anchovy) is the source of this 2318-nucleotide messenger RNA. It is a transcript of the gene ftr83, whose product is annotated as finTRIM family, member 83. Bases 110 to 1852 code for a protein of 580 amino acids. The record is from RefSeq and is a predicted model, not a curated record. NCBI's taxonomy places the organism in Eukaryota, Metazoa, Chordata, Actinopteri, Clupeiformes, Engraulidae. Gene Ontology annotation, molecular function: zinc ion binding; protein binding. The transcript has 7 exons.